Molecule: messenger RNA, 1224 nt
Organism: Colletotrichum destructivum
Lineage: Eukaryota; Fungi; Ascomycota; Sordariomycetes; Glomerellales; Glomerellaceae
Product: Putative Porin domain superfamily, eukaryotic porin/Tom40
Exons: 5
Coding region: 144-1010 (288 amino acids)
Biological process (GO): monoatomic anion transmembrane transport
Cellular component (GO): mitochondrial outer membrane
Molecular function (GO): voltage-gated monoatomic anion channel activity
Source: RefSeq, a predicted model, not a curated record
UCUCGAACAGCUUCCGGCCCCAGCAGAACAUCUCCUGAAAGGACACCUGCAACCCGCCUUUUCACUUGUCGCAUCUCGUCAACCGCAUCUUCCUCUCAACUCAAUUCUCCUCUCCCAAACGUCCUUUGUCAAAAUCAGCAAUCAUGUCUGUUCCUAACUUCGGAGACAUCGCCAAGUCGGCCAACGACCUCCUCAACAAGGACUUCUACCACCUCUCUGCCACCACCUUCGAGCUCAAGAGCAACACCCCCAACAACGUUGCCUUCAAGGUCACCGGCAAGACCUCCCACGAGAAGACCACCGCUGGAGCUAUCGAGGGCAAAUACUCCGACAAGGCUACCGGCCUCACCCUUACCCAGACAUGGAACACCGCUGCUGCCCUUGACACCAAGGUUGAGCUCGCCGACAGCCUUGCCAAGGGCCUGAAGGCCGAGGGUGUCUUCUCCUUCCUGCCCUCCGCCGGCGAGAAGGCCGCCUCCAAGAAGGGCGCCAAGUUCAACCUUACCUUCAAGCAGAGCAACUUCCACAGCCGCGCUUUCUUCGACCUCCUGAAGGGCCCCACCGCCAACAUCGACGCCGUCGUUGGCCAUGAGGGUUUCCUCGCCGGUGCCUCUGCUGGCUACGACGUCCAGAAGGCCUCCGUCACUGGCUACGCCGCUGCCGUCGGCUACCAGGCCCCUACCUACAGCGCUGCCAUCACCGCCAGCGACAACCUCAGCCUCUUCGCUGCCUCCUACUACCACAAGGUGAACAGCCAGGUUGAGGCCGGUGCCAAGGCCACCUGGAACUCCAAGGCCGGCAACAACGUCGGUCUUGAGGUCGCCAGCAAGUACCGCAUCGACCCCGUCUCCUUCGCCAAGUUCAAGGUCAACAACAACGGUGUUGCCGCCCUUGGCUACAACGUCCUCCUCCGCGAGGGUGUUACCCUGGGUCUUGGUGCCUCCUUUGAUACCCAGAAGCUCGACCAGGCCACCCACAAGCUUGGCGCCAGCUUCACCUUCGAGGGCUAAGCUUCUUUCACCGCAUGUAUUCUUGACGAGGACAAUUCAUUCAGCUUUUUUUUCCGGCCUGGUAGCGGACCCAAUGCUCUUCGCAUUUCAUUUGGAGGCUCCUUUCUAGUGUAGAUUAGUUCGGGGAGUAAUUGAGUUUGGUCGACCGGGAACAGCAUGAUCUUUGUUCCGACGUGGCAUUCAUUCCACGUGAGGUCUUGAUUACUUGGUGAAG